Molecule: messenger RNA, 990 nt
Organism: Cotesia glomerata
Lineage: Eukaryota; Metazoa; Arthropoda; Insecta; Hymenoptera; Braconidae
Product: receptor-binding cancer antigen expressed on SiSo cells
Exons: 4
Coding region: 265-894 (209 amino acids)
Cellular component (GO): secretory granule
Source: RefSeq, a predicted model, not a curated record
AAAAUAUAAUGAGAGUAAAGUCGAAUCAAAACAUCGAUUUAAAUAGACGAAUAAAAACAAAACCUUGCAAUAGUUUUGGAAUAAUGUAAUAAAAUUAAAAGUAAUCGGAACUUGAACUCGUUCUUAUCAUUAUUUCUUAUUUUAUAAUUUCGUAUGAGUAAAUUUUAAAUGUCAGUUUAUUGUUGACGUAUUGGCCCAUUUGUCCACGUCAAAGUGCUAGAGAGGUUAAGACACAGUGGAUACCGUGUAUGAAAAUUCACGGUGAUGGCUAUGGAAUUUUUAGUUAAUCGGCUGAAAGCACUUUUUGUAUUUUUAUUAAGUAUUUUUAAACGUGCCUUAUGUUGUCUCAGACGGAGAAGAAGAUCUUCGUGCGAUUCUAUUCCGCUGUCAGCUGUUGGUGUUAUACCUAACUCUGUUAAUAACAAAGUGUUGCAGGAACCAGAAAAUUGGGAGCAAUGGGAUGAAAAUCCUGUGGUUGUUGUGUCAAAUAAACCAUGUAAUACCGUUCAGAGUAAAAUAGAACAGUACCGUCAACAAAUUGCUAAAACUCCUGAAGCUGGGGAAGAAACUCAAGUUGAUUUCUUUCAGGACAUGACACCAAAAAUAACCAAGCAAAAGAAAAUACUUCUUAGAGAUCCAAAGACUGAAGAAACUUCUAUGAAUUUAUCUAAAUUUGCUAUUGCUUCUGAAAGAGUACCGACUAAUGAGCUUGAGACAUGGGACGAAAACGCAACCGGAUGGGAAGAAGAAACUGUCGAAGAAUUUGGCGAUCCAACAGAAGAAAUUCGCGAGCAAAGACGACGUGAACGGGAAAGAAGAUUAUACGAGCAGCAUCAAAGGCGUAUGGACUACAACUUCCGACCUCCACCAUUAGGCGAAAAAAUAAACUCCUGAUUAGAGACGAGGAUCUGCAAAUCAAAAUGCACAAAAUUGACUUGAUGGCAUGUCAAAGUUAUUACCGCGUACUACGUAUCUAAAUUUUUAUUCAAU